CCCCCCCCCCCUUCUCCUUAAAUCUGUAGUAAAAAUGUCGGCCCCAACCAUGGAGGAAAGAAAGGCCUGCUGGGGGGCGCGGGAUGAGUUCUGGCAAUGUUUAGAUAAAAACAGUGAAGAUGCAUCCAAGUGUCAGAAGCUAAGAUCGUCUUUUGAAUCGAGAUGUCCACAGCAAUGGGUUAAAUACUUUGACAAAAGAAGAGAUUAUUUAAAGUACAAAAAAAAGCUCGAAACAGAAGGAUAUCUUCCACCAGAAACAACUGGAAAGUCGUAAUUACUCUGCUCUCAAAAUAAAUCAAUGGAGAGUAACUCUAAAGAAUGGAGAAGCCUGACAAAGUGACGGAAGCUGCUUGAACUAAAGAACUGAUAAACCUGGUACGUCUGAAAACGCAGGCUGCUGCUCUUGUUGCAGACUCGUGUCUGCUGCAAGAAGAUAGUCAUGGAUGGCUUUUUCAUGAACAGUGAGUCAAAGAAACAUGGUGCAGGGCUGUUCACAAACCCAUGUGUUUGAACGCAGAAUUAAAAUCAAAAAUUGUUUCACGGGAAUUAAAUGAUUAUAUAAUAAUGUAAUGAACAUAUUCAAGAGU
Struthio camelus australis is the source of this 587-nucleotide messenger RNA. NCBI's taxonomy places the organism in Eukaryota, Metazoa, Chordata, Aves, Struthioniformes, Struthionidae. The record is from RefSeq and is a predicted model, not a curated record.